UCUUAUAUAAACUCCAAACAGGCCGUUUAGUUUUCUUUUCUGCCCUUUCUUCCUUCCUUCACUGUUGUUUUCUUUCUACGCCGGAAAUGAAAGACGGCAGAUACCGAUUCUCUUCUUAUGGGUUCGAUCUUGUGUUCUCUGAUUGUCAUACUACUAAACGACUCCCCCUAUGGCAGAGGUUUACCGGAAAAUGUUGAGUGACGAUGAGUCUCCGGCCAAAUGCCGAGAGGCUCGCCGGCGACGAAUGGUGAUGCGGCGUUCCUCCUCCGCAGGUGCCACCGAGCAGUCAUCUUUAGCGGAAAAUGAGAAUAUUCUUCCAAAGCGUCCAGAGAAGAGGCCGGACAGCUCGGAACGCUCAGACGAAGGCAAGCGGAACAGGACGUCCAAGAUCGUUGAGUCUCCAUCCUCUCUGCCAUCGUCGUCUUCAUCGUCUUCGCAAUCUUCACCAAGAGGAGGAGCAGAAGUUCCGGCAUCGGUGCCGUCGAUUACCCUAGGGCAUAAUCUGGCAAAGGAUCUGGUGCCGAUUUUUGGUUCGAUAUCGGUAUUAGGACGAUCCCGCGAAAUGGAGGACGCCAUAUCUGUACAUACGGAUUUCUGCCGCCCGGAGAUAUCAGACCGCCGACCGCUGCACUUCUUCGCCGUCUAUGACGGCCAUGGUGGCUCUCACGUGGCCACAGUCUGUAAAGAACGGAUGCAUGUUCUUCUAAAGGAGGAGUUGAUGCGGUUGGCGUCAAACUCCGGUGACGGCGGCAGCAGUUCGGCUACACAACAAGAAGAAUCACAGGAGGAGAGGUGGAGAUCGGUGAUGGGGAGAUGCUUUGAGCGGAUGGACGAGGUGGCUUUGAGCUCAUGUGCUUGCGGGGGUGUCACCAAUCCAUGUAGGUGCGAACAAGCCGGAGGGACGUCCGAGAUCGUGGGCUCCACCGCCGUCGUCGCUGUUCUCACCCCUGAUAAAAUCGUCGUUGCCAGCUGCGGCGACUCUCGCGCUGUCCUCAGCCGCGGUGGGAGAGCUAUCCCUCUUUCCACCGAUCACAAGCCUGACAGGCCUGAUGAACUACGAAGAAUUGAAGCAGCCGGCGGCCGUGUUAUUUACCUUAAUGGAGCUCGAGUGCUCGGAAUCCUUGCCAUGUCCCGCGCUCUCGGUGACAAGUACCUAAAACCGAUAGUAAUCUCAGAACCGGAGUUGACAAUCACAGAAAGAACCCCUGAAGAUGAGUGUUUGAUCCUUGCAAGUGAUGGCUUGUGGGAUGUUAUCUCAAAUGAUUUGGCUUGUGAAGUGGCUCACAAGUGCCUAUACGAAGGAAGUCCUGCUGCCAGAAUCCUCAAUGCAGAACCUCCAGAUAGAGAUACUACUGCAACAGAACAAAUAGAUCAAUCGAGAUGCUCUAUCGCAGCUGCAUUACUCACUCGACUUGCGCUAGGACGGAAGAGCUCUGAUAAUAUCAGUGUCAUUGUGGUUGAUUUAAAACGAGGUUAAAGAUGGAAGGAACUGGGGAACUGCACCAACCAGAUCAACUUUGAGGUAGAGAAACAGAAAGAUGUACAGGUUCCAUAAUGGAGAUGGGGGGAAAGGAUCAUAAUGCACAGAGGAUGGGAGUUAGAUUAUGUUCUCUCAAUCUCUCUAUUCGAAGGCUCUCCAUGAAGAAGUUAGAAAAAAAAAGGAAAAAAAAAUGUAUAUAUUGGCUUUGUUUGUUCUAAUGACAUUCAAGUGGUUGGAAAUAAUGCAAUCGAUCAAAGGGAAUUCCAUGAAACACCAAAACAUGGUUUCAAAAGGUGAAAA
Macadamia integrifolia is the source of this 1780-nucleotide messenger RNA. RefSeq names its product probable protein phosphatase 2C 75. Bases 170 to 1477 code for a protein of 435 amino acids. Gene Ontology annotation, cellular component: nucleus; cytosol. Gene Ontology annotation, molecular function: protein serine/threonine phosphatase activity; cation binding. NCBI's taxonomy places the organism in Eukaryota, Viridiplantae, Streptophyta, Magnoliopsida, Proteales, Proteaceae. Gene Ontology annotation, biological process: protein dephosphorylation. The transcript is spliced from 4 exons. The record is from RefSeq and is a predicted model, not a curated record.